Messenger RNA from Daphnia carinata, 1044 nucleotides. It is a transcript of the gene Sras, whose product is annotated as CAAX prenyl protease 2-like. Gene Ontology annotation, cellular component: endoplasmic reticulum membrane. The record is from RefSeq and is a predicted model, not a curated record. NCBI's taxonomy places the organism in Eukaryota, Metazoa, Arthropoda, Branchiopoda, Diplostraca, Daphniidae. Gene Ontology annotation, biological process: CAAX-box protein processing. Gene Ontology annotation, molecular function: metalloendopeptidase activity. Bases 111 to 947 code for a protein of 278 amino acids. The transcript has 6 exons.
AUUAUUUAUAUACUUGUCAUAUAAAACAAUUGUGUAAUGGGCUACGCAGUUGAAAUCGCUCAUGAUGAUCAAACCUUGAUUGCCUAACAGUGAACAGAAUCAGUACCAUCAUGGAUGAGAGCUGUUCUAAAACAGCAAAUUUGUCCUGCUUUAUACUUUCUUCUGUCUAUGUUGGAAGCCUCUAUAUUUGGAAGUCAACUGAAGAUAGAAAUCACCCCAAAACUGUGAUCCGGAGGUUUAUCAGUGCAUUCUGCAUGUUGUUUGUAGCCCCAGGAAUUGUUUACAUUACAUUAAAAUUUAUGAACCCCAAGGAAUCAAUUGAUCUUCUAAGUUUAUUGGGUUUAAGAUAUAAUGGCUUAUUGUCAGCCAUCUCACUACCAGUUCUUUUGACUUCUGUCCUUUUUUUAGGACCAAUCACUAUCACAUUUUUCGAUGGAUCAUGGAAAGAUAUGUUUAGGGCAGAGUGUUGGAAGACGAACCUGCAAGAUAUAUUAUGGAUUCGCAAUCAAAUUGUCGCCCCGAUCUCGGAAGAAUUUACAUUUCGAGCAUGCAUGCUUCCCCAGCUGCUCAAAUGCUAUUUAACUUCACAAGCCGUUCUAGUCAGCCCGUUGUUCUUUGGAGUUGGGCAUUUCCACCAUAUGAUUGAGCGUUGGCGACAGGGCAUGCCAUUGUUGCAGUCUCUACUUGUCUCUUGUUUUCAGUUUGCCUACACUACUCUCUUCGGAAUGUAUGCGGCGUUUUUAUUUAUUCGCACAAAUCAUGUCGUGGCGCCGUGCGUGGCGCAUGCGUUCUGUAACGUCAUGGGUUUUCCCGAUUUUGGUGAGAUUGGUCGGCAAACAGGUUGGAAAAGGAUCGUAUUGGCUUCAGCAUUCGUUGGCGGCCUUGUAGGGUGGUACCUCCUACUAUGGCCUUUAACUGAACCUACACUCUAUCACAAUAACCCAUGAGAAUUCAUACGGGAUGCUAGCGGCAGUCGUGUUACAACAAACUAAACACUACCAUAAAACGGUGCUUUAGCAGAGGUAAUAAAACGCGUGGAAAUAA